UUGAACCACAGCUUUGCUAUGUGGUGCUGGGCUGACUCGUGCUCGUGCUCCCCAGCGUGGCUCGCAGCACAUUGCUGACAGCUCCUGCGGUUCCAGGGCAGAUGUUUGUGCAAGUGUGUAAGCGUCUCGGGCUGGAUCCAGGGCUGGCUUGGGCACCGGAUCCACUGCCAGCUGGAGGUGCUGUGUCGGUGCCUUUCUCUUUGUUAGCACUGACCCUGGUCAGAAAUAAUCAUUAGGGGCACUCACAAAGCACUUUCUCUCCCCUGAAGCCAAUUCCUGGCUUUUGCAGCCCUUCACAUCAGGGGGCCCUUCAGCAGGGAGAAAUUACUUUUAAAACCGGGGAAACUGAGGCAGACAGUGUGGCAUUAUCUGCUGUAGCCCAGAGCUCACUACUGCCCCGACCACUCCUCCCCACUGCUUUCCAGAUUGAAGCCAAUUUGGGGUCACAGAGGCAGGUCUGCCCCGGUGGCUUUGCUCAGACUGGUGGGACUGAUUGUGGUGGGCAGAGGAAGCUCCCCUCCCUGCUUUGCUUUCUCUCCCCCCCCCUUUUAUUUCACCAGUUUCUGAACAGAACUGUUCUUUGUUGUUCUUAAUUUAAAACAAAGCCUUUGUUUGGCAGCGUUGUGUGGAUUUCAAAUGCUUUUAAAAAAAAUAAAACAACAACAACCCCUAACACUAAAGAAACAGAAUCCUCCUCAAAUUUGGAACUAGCAGCUGCCUUUGACCGUGAACUCACUUCCCUCCUAUCCAGUUCAUUUCCUUUCUCCCCCAGACCUGCCAGCCCUCUAGGAAAUCAGGACUUCGCGUGUCCCUGCCUGCUGCCGUCCUGCAGCAGCUCAGCCCCACAGUUUAACCCUGUGCUGACUUGGCUCCCUGAGCUCUUACUGCAUGGCUGUGGGUGCCAGCGCCGCCCCGCUAUGGGAAAGGCAGCACAGCAAAGAGGGCUGCAGCCACGCCAGGGCCGCUCGGGGGGGAGCUUUGAUUUUUGCACAUGGGAACGGAAGGUGGGAGCUGCGGGCACCCACCCAGGGCCCUCGGCAGUGGGAUGCGUGCCAGCGUGCGGCAGGAGCUGCUGCCUCAGCUUGUCCCAGCGCUCCUAUUGCGGGGCCGUACCCAGUACUGGAAGCCCCACUCCUGGCCUCCUGCAGCUCAAUGUGCCUCUCGUGGAUUUUCCUGCCCGUCAGACCCUGUGCAGUGGGAGCCUUGGAGAGAAGUUAGGAAGGAAUCUGGUCCCUGGCACGGCGCCUCCGCCUGCUCCUUUUGGUUGCAAAUCCCAGGAUGUGUUCUUGGCUUUGUGUUAAAUUGAAUUUCUGGAGAAUGUUUUUCUCCCUGAUUCCGGUAAGGAUUCACGAGGCCUUUAAAUGGCUCAGUAAUUCAGUAGCGAAGCUGGCAAGGAUCCCAAGAGCAAAACCACUCUCAUUAUCCAGCUGUGCCUAGCUGCAGCGAGCUCAGGGAUGGGUCUGCUCUGCAUUUGGGCAGCACUGGGUAUUGCUCCCUUACUCCUGGGAGCAACUAACAGACGCGCAGUAGGAAAACAUCUGGCAGGUGUUUAGCAGAGCUCUUACUCUGUGUUUGUUUUGAUAUAUAUUUUUUUUUAAUUGAUGUUUCAAUGACGUUCCAAAGCAUCGGUCUAGCUUAAUGCGGGGAUAACAGUGUUCUCCUGAGCUCUGUAAUGGUGGCAACGCAUCACUGUACUUGUAGGGAAGGCUGUGGCUUGUUCCCCACUGAUCUCUGGUGGCACCCAAUGGGGCUCUCUCCUGCUGCCGUGUGGAAAGUCCCACAGGACAGCUCCUGUGUCCUGGAGGGACUCCGGGGGGAGCCCAGGGUUCCUCCGGCAAGGUGAUUGGCUGAUCUCUGCUGGAUAAAAUAGGAUUUGCUUUUGGCUUGGGACGGAGUUCACAGCAAGCUUUUGGCUAAGAGAUGCCUUUUUAAUGACGAAUGAGCACCCAAGCUUCACUUGGACACCGUUCCCUCCCACUCGUGACUUUGGAUCCCUCCAACCCUGAAGACCCUCAGCACUGACCCUGGUGCCCUCACCCUGGCUGGCCCAACCCGCGAUGGCGUUGUGUCUGAAGCAAGUCUUCAACAAAGACAAAACCUUCCGGCCCCGGAAGAAGUUUGAGCCUGGCACACAGCGCUUCGAGCUGUACAAGAAGGCUCAGGCCUCCCUCAAAUCAGGGCUGGACCUGAAGGCUGUGGUACAGCUGCCUCCUGGCGAGAGCAUCAACGACUGGAUAGCUGUGCACGUGGUGGACUUCUUCAACCGCAUCAACCUCAUCUACGGCACCAUGUCGGAGUACUGCACGGAGAAGAGCUGCCCUAUCAUGUCGGGUGGGCUCAAGUAUGAGUACAGGUGGCAGGACGACAGCAAGUACAAGAAGCCAACCAAGCUGUCAGCCCCGCAGUACAUGUGUAUGCUGAUGGACUGGAUUGAGAUGCUCAUUAACAACGAGGACAUCUUCCCCACCAGAAUAGGUGUUCCCUUCCCUAAGCAGUUCCAGCAAGUUUGCACUAAGAUCCUCACUCGCCUCUUCCGUGUCUUUGUCCAUGUCUACAUCCACCACUUUGACAGCAUCAUCAACAUGGGUGCUGAGGCUCAUGUCAACACCUGCUACAAGCACUUUUACUACUUCAUCAGGGAGUUCAGCCUUGUUGACCACCGGGAGCUGGAGCCUUUGAAAGAAAUGACAGAACGAAUUUGCCACUGAAGAGAUUUCAGCAGGCAUGCUCAGCAUGAUCAGUCAGCAUUCAGGGGGACAAGAACCCUGCGGUGGGAGGUGUCUUCCCAAGGACUUGCUCUGGGCAUUUCAACUGAACUAUGAAAACUGCAGAAGAGCCUUUCUUCUUUUUUUGUCUUCAGAUGCAUCAAUCUCCAAAGGUUUUGUUAGUGAGACCUGCCCUAUAAGCAGGUGUGACCUUGGCUACUGAGUCAUGCCUGUUGCCUUUCUUAUGUGCAUUGAACUAUGAUAACAUCUGAGAUCAGCUCUGUAAAGCUGGUGACAUUUGAUCCCAACUGACUCCAUGAGGUUAGUCGCCAAUGUCCCAUUUUUAGCAAUGAAAUGUUUCUCCUUUUGCCCUCAUUCAUGCUUUACACCAAAGGGACUUUUCUCCCCUUCCUCCCCCCUCUCCCCCCCCCCCCCCCAGGAAUUUUUCAUGCUUGGCAGAAAGGACUUCAGGAUGUUCUAAGAUGCAUCCAAUACCACUUGGACUAAUGGCAGAGUGGCCCCGUGACAAAUGGAGGUGAACUGGGCUACUUUUCAGAGUGAUGAGCAGUCUACCUGAGUAUUUUCCAUACUCAGAAAUUGUGAUACAAAGUGAGGGAAAGAAACUUGUCAGAAAACAAGUGACGUUUCCUGACACGUUGUCCUGGCUCUAAAAAGCAGAUGCUGGCUGUAGAAAUCAUUGCCUUUCCAUUGUUGGACUGUAGCAUAGACACUGUUCUUUUGACAAGGGUUUGAGUUGGGUUUUUUUUUUUAAUUCUUACUAUUUUGGGGGAGUUAAAUUGUCUGAGCCACAGUGUUGUUAUGUUUGUGUUUCUUGGCCUUUUGCUGGGAAAGUUUUAUACAGCAGACAUAGCUGAUAUGUAUAGUGGGGUUUGCUGAUAUGGGGUUUGCCCAUUCCAGGGGAGAGGGGGGAUGUGGGUAGAAAAUGUAAAUAUUUAAGACAACACUAAAGUUCACAGGUGGAUUGUUAGUGCUCAAGGCACUUAUUUUAUUGUGAAAAUCUAUUUUUUUUUAAUCUUAUGUACCAGAUGUAUAUUUUUACAUGGAAAUAAAAUGGGACAAAAUGAACACAAACCAUCCGAUACGUCAUUUCAAUAUUUUCUGUGUAAGACAAUCAUUAAAAGUCCAAACAUUUUUGUUCUGUUACUAAUUAAAGAAGCGGGAAUGA
Messenger RNA from Gallus gallus (chicken), 3891 nucleotides. RefSeq names its product MOB kinase activator 3C (gene MOB3C). Lineage: Eukaryota; Metazoa; Chordata; Aves; Galliformes; Phasianidae. Gene Ontology annotation, molecular function: protein kinase activator activity. The transcript has 4 exons. The record is from RefSeq and is a predicted model, not a curated record. Gene Ontology annotation, biological process: positive regulation of protein phosphorylation; signal transduction. Bases 2058 to 2708 code for a protein of 216 amino acids. Gene Ontology annotation, cellular component: cytoplasm; nucleus.